Culex pipiens pallens (northern house mosquito) is the source of this 1746-nucleotide messenger RNA. RefSeq lists its product as uncharacterized. The record is from RefSeq and is a predicted model, not a curated record. The coding region runs from base 1 to 1746 and encodes 581 amino acids. Lineage: Eukaryota; Metazoa; Arthropoda; Insecta; Diptera; Culicidae. The transcript has 2 exons.
AUGGAGAGUGUCACACCAUUCGAGACCAUGGUCACCAUCAGUCCAUUUCUGGUAGUAGUGCUCUUGCUGAUCAGAUUCACAUCAACCUCUGAUUACCACCAAACCUUAGCCACCUACAUCGCUUCCCUAACCAAACACCUCGCCUCGAACCAAACUGGAACCUUCGAUUGCUGGCUGUACCAUGCCUGCAGUGAUCCUCCCGGAACAAGCGGACUACUGCAAGCGAUCGCCGUCCAACUGGAGAUGCAGUGGAUACCAAGACGCAUCAUCGACAGUCGCUUCCCGUGGACGGAAGAGACGCUCAACUGGAACCGUCCGUCACUAGUCGUCAUUCAUGUCGAAUUCACCAGCCACAAUCCGUCGGUGCUGGCCAAUUGCGGUGCGCUGCUGGGACUUUUGGAUCGUCAAACCCGAGUGCUAAUACUGCUCAGCUUUCAAUCGAAAAUGAUUUCCGUGCUAACAUUUUCGUCGUCAAUCACCACCGGCCAGCUCUUCAACGUGGCCUUUCUUUCGGUCGUCGAGGAGUCAAUGAUAUUCCCAGACAUUCACGUUCGAAGAUUCGUCAGGACUCGGAAGUUCAAAACUCCAGACGAGAUGUUCCCGGAUCAGUCACGAUAUCUGCACGGAUUACCUCUCCGCUACAGUGUUCUCAACGGAUUCCUAAACGCUUGCAUCGGAAACAACUGCCAGGGCUUUGACGUUACUCUUGCCAAAGAGUUUGCCAGAUAUCUCAACACUACACCGCAGUAUGUAAAGUUUGUCUGUCCAUACAAAAUCAACAAGGAAAAAGAUUCCGAAAGCAACUGCAUCUACAACGUGACCUACGAGCCGGACUGUCCGUUCGAUAUCUUCGCCGAUUCCGCAACUGGUGAGCAGUUCAUACGACACUACUUGGACAAGCCAGUCCCACUCGAAAACGUCUUUCUCGCCCCGCGUGGAAGAUCCCUGAACAUCGCAGAGCUGUUCCUGCAGCCCUUCCAAACCGAACUGUGGAUUCUGUUCUUCAUCGGAAUGGUAACAAUCAAGCUGGUCUCCCUCCUGAUCCCCAACACCUUCAAGAACGAUCCCAUCCUGCUACCGAUUUGUGGCUUCGAGCGAUUCAGCCUCAACCAAGCCGAUCGUAACGAAAAGCUAGUGAUGCUCUCCCUAAUCGCACUCUUCUUCUUCAUCUCCAACGCGUACGAAACCAAGAUCAUCUCGCUGAUGAGCAACAAACCACGUGUCGCGUCAUUAGCCACCCUCCAAGACGUCCUCAACAGUGUCACCCAAGUAAAAGCUGAACGUUUCCUAGCCGACAGCUUCCCCAUGUUCAAACUCCUCUACAGCUACCACGAUCAGGGCCCAAACGCGCUCGACGGAACCAGCGUCUACCUGAUGAAUGGAGUCGUGGGAUCGCUGCUGAUUCAGCGCCCCGUCAACUGGGACUACGAAAGCAAUCAGCCGCGGUACAAAGUCAUGGACGAAAAGCUAGCGAUGAUCGUCGGGUUCUACCCGCUGCCGGUCCGGAGUGCCCUCAAGCCUCACUUUCGAUUCGUGCAAAAGGCCCUGUUUGAGUCGGGAAUUCUGAGUCGAUGGCGCCAGGAGUGGUUUGUUCAGGGGGAUCUAAAGUACUCAAAUUCGACGCUGCCGGGUGGGGUGAAUCCCAGCUCGGAUAUUCUCACGUACUCGGAUUUGAUGCCGGCCUGGUUCGUUGUCCUUACGGGCGGGACCAAGGGGAAAACCACUCUGCACAUUGCCCCCGAGUAG